This is a messenger RNA of Colletotrichum chrysophilum, 1164 nucleotides long. RefSeq lists its product as uncharacterized. Bases 1 to 1164 code for a protein of 387 amino acids. Gene Ontology annotation, biological process: cytoplasmic translation. The transcript has 3 exons. Gene Ontology annotation, molecular function: RNA binding; transferase activity; structural constituent of ribosome. The record is from RefSeq and is a predicted model, not a curated record. Gene Ontology annotation, cellular component: large ribosomal subunit; ribosome. Lineage: Eukaryota; Fungi; Ascomycota; Sordariomycetes; Glomerellales; Glomerellaceae.
AUGCCUGCGCCACGUAUGAUUCUGUCGGCACAGAGAGGCCACUUCGGUCUUCUGAGCUCGCCAGCCUUCCGUGCUCUGCUCGUAAGACAAUAUGCCACCGUCAAAAGGUCUGCAGAAACGCCUGCUUCCGAGAAACCUAGGCAGCCUGCGAGUACGUUCGCUGGUCCCACUGCGUCCGAGAAGUCGACCAACGAUUCUGCUGUUAUGCGCACCUACAAGCCACGAACCCCCGGUGUGCGACAUUUGAAGCGCCCUAUCAACGACCACUUGUGGAAGGGCCGCCCUUUCCUGCCCCUGACCUUUCCGAAGAAAGGACAUGGAAAGGGAGGACGCAACUCUUCUGGGAAAAUCACCGUUAGACAUCGCGGAGGUGGCGCCAAGAGGAGGAUACGCACUGUCGACUUCGAACGCCGGCAACCAGGCCCGCAUCUCGUUGAACGCAUUGAGCAUGAUCCUGGCCGCAGUGCUCAUAUUGCAUUGCUAACAAACCAAUCCACCGGCAGGAAGAGCUACAUAGUAGCUUCUGAAGGCAUGCGGGCCGGCGAUGUUGUUCACAGUUACCGUGCUGGCAUUCCCCAAGACCUUCUCGACGCCAUGGGUGGUGUAGUUGAUCCCGGUAUUCUGGCCGCCAAGACUGCGUGGAGAGGCAAUUGUUUACCCAUGCAUAUGAUACCGAUUGGAACUGUCGUCUUCAACGUUGGCUCCAAAGCCAAAGGCGGGGCAGUCUUUUGCCGGAGCGCGGGCACAUACGCGAUUGUUGUGUCCAAGGAGGAGGAGACCAAGGACGACGGAACCAGGGUCAUGACGGGCAAGUAUGUCAACGUUCGCCUCCAAAGUGGUGAAAUCCGCAGAGUCAGCAAGGAUGCCUGCGCGACAAUUGGAGUCGCCAGCAACCCGCAUCACCAGUACCGACAACUGGGUAAGGCGGGAAGAAGUCGUUGGCUCAACAUUCGCCCGACGGUCCGUGGUGUUGCUAUGAACUCUGUUGACCAUCCUCAUGGAGGUGGUCGUGGAAAGUCCAAAGGAAAUCGCCACCCAACAAGUCCAUGGGGCACUCUGGCCAAGGGAGGUUUCAAAACCCGUCGCAAGCACAACUUCAACAAAUGGGUUGUCGAACCCAGAACCCGCAAUAUGGGCAAGAGGAGGGACAAGAGCUCGGCUUAA